Messenger RNA from Lodderomyces orthopsilosis Co 90-125, 1359 nucleotides. It is a transcript of the gene HPC2, whose product is annotated as Hpc2p. The transcript has a single exon. Bases 1 to 1359 code for a protein of 452 amino acids. The record is from RefSeq and is a predicted model, not a curated record. NCBI's taxonomy places the organism in Eukaryota, Fungi, Ascomycota, Pichiomycetes, Serinales, Debaryomycetaceae.
AUGUCUCAAGGAACUAGUACAAAUGUUUCCAUUUCGUCGCUUUUGGAUUCCAACUCGUCAUCAACCAAUACAGCCUUACCAAAUGUGAAGAAAUUGCAAAGCAGAAUCAGCGACAAACGGCAGACCCACACGCCGAUACAGCAACUCGUAUCGCAAUAUCAAACAUCGUUUGACCCUGACGCAAAACCCGCCAAUGGGGCCAAUAUUCCAAAAAGUUUGUUUCUGCCGUCCAAACCACAAAACAAUCCAUCCACAAACGUCAAAGGUAAUGCAAUAGUAGGAGCUAAUAACUCCAAAUCGCGAUCGUUAUCUUUAUCACCAUCUCCAUCCAUUUCAGCUCAGGUAAAAAAGUUUCAAACAAAAUUUCAGUUAGAACCAAUUGCAUCACCCCAACCUAAAAGCAAGACAUCCAUCAACUCCAUAAUCAACUUGGAUGACGACGUGUCACCAGCUCCAUUAACUGCAUCUCAGUCGGCUGAUAUAUUAAAGAGUCAUAAUUUGACAAAGCGAAAGAAACCAAACACCCUGAAUAGUUCAAACGAGUCCAAAAAACGCAAACCUAACUCUCCGGGUCUUCAAAACUCUCCAAAUAUUGUAUCGAAACCGAACAUACCCCAAUCGCGAGCACUGAAGGAAAGUGAAGCAGUUCAUACAAGUAAAGGUGAUUCAGGAAAAAGGCUGCCAAAAGCCGAUUUGAAUGCAGCAAGAGCUCCAUCGAAACCAGUCAAACUAGCUGCUCCUACAGUAAUUGAUUUACUAAACCCAGAUGAUGGUGAAGAUAUUGCUCCUGCGAUGUCGGUGGCACCAUUUUCGGUUGUUGACAAAGCGGACAAGAUCAAGGAAAAGCCUGUUGAGAAGACAAUGAAGGAAAAGGAAAGGGAAAAACCCGAGGCACCGAUCGUUGCACUAAACAUCCCGUUAUUAGAUCCUAAAGAUCCACAACCAGGUAAGGCUGAAGUCGUUGUUAAUGUUUUAAAACUAGCCGAAGAUAAAUAUGGCUGGUCAGUGAUGCACCCAAAAGCCAAAUCAGCUAUUGAUGUUAUAGAUGACAUGAUAGACGAUGAAGAUGAUGACGACGAGGAUGAUGACUUAGGAGACGAUCAAGAGAAAGCACCACAACAGAACAACUCAGUACUACCGGUUGCCCCUCGUGGCAAAGAGCUAACAGAAGAGCAAUUAGUUCGACAACAUGAGAUUAAGAUGAUUCGAAAAGUAGGGAAGUAUGAUUUUGAGGACCCAUUUAUUGAUGAUGUGGAAUUACAAAUGGAAGAAGACAUUUCAAGUACGAAAGAAGGAUUCUUUGUCUACUGGGGUCCAUUGGUUGAUGAUAGGAGUUCCGGUAAGAAGAAAAAGAAGUAA